GUGUGUUGGAGUGGGUAGUAGGGAUUAGGUAGGGGGGAGUGCGGCUUCGUGCGUCGAGGCGCGCGCUACGGGAUUCAGUCGUGUGUGCGCCGCCGCCGCGCAAGCAUCCUAGCUCUGAACGCUGUUCGACGUGCUCUAGACUUCAUCGGAACUUUGAAACUUUUUAGCGGCACAUAUGCCGCUUCUACAUCAGGACAACAGCCGCGGAGGCGGCGGUUCUGCAGAGAACCGACGCUCCUUGGCAGAUUUCCUGGGACUGGAUACCACGCUGUUGACUGAGCCUGCUGCCACAUCUGCAGUACUGCAGCUCAACAAUAGUAGCAAUGAGUGUGGAGUGGAGAGCGAGUGGCGCUGGGAGGAGCCGGGGAGCCCCGAGGCUGCGCAGACGCCGCGUGCGCUAGUGCCGCCCGCGUGCUUCCCGCCGCGACAUCCCACCGCAUUCGCGAGUUACAGUGAGAGCGCCCAGCCCGGCGCCCUGUGGACCGAAGACUCCUCCGAACAAGGGAUUACCGACCUUGUGGCCUCCUUAAAGGCCCUGGCGAUUCCAUCGGUGUCGCAGUGGCGGGGCGACGGCGCCGCGCGUGAGGAGCCCUGGCCCGAGAGCAGUCAGUGCACUGACCGGGCCGCCUUUUUGCAGAGACGCGCUUCUUUUUGUGGCGUAUCCAGCGAUCGGCACGGGAGCGGAGUCCUGCGCUGGGGCGGCAAGCUGCCCCCGCGGUGCUCGGACCCGAGCGGGGGCUUUAGUGCCAAGGUGUUCCUCGGAGGCCUGCCGUGGGACAUCACGGAGCAGGCGCUCAUGCAGACCUUGAAGCACUUCCAGCCAGUACGUGUGGAGUGGCCAGGCCGCGCGGGCGGGACCGGCGCUCCGCGCGGAUACGCGUACGUGACGUUUGACAGCGAGCGCCGCGUGAGGGCGCUACUGGCGGCCAGUAGACGCGACGGCAAUGACUGGUACUAUAGGAUGGGUGCCAGGAAGGCGAGGAGUAAGGAGGUGCAGGUGAUCCCGUGGGCGCUGUCGGACUCGAACUGGGUGUCGGGCGGGUCGGUGCGGCUGGAGGCGCGACGCACGGUGUUCGUGGGCGCCCUGCACGGCAUGCUGUCCGCCUCCGCACUCGCUACUAUCAUGAAUGAUCUCUUUUCUGGCGUUGUUUAUGCUGGUAUAGACACGGACAAGUACAAGUACCCGAUAGGCUCCGGGCGCGUGACGUUCGACAACGUGCGCUCGUACGUGCGCGCGAUAUACGCCGCCUACAUCACGAUACACACUGACAAGUUUACUAAGAAGGUGCAAGUGAACCCGUACUUGGAGGACUCUAUGUGCUCUGUGUGCAACGUGCAGCAGGGGCCGUACUUCUGUCGCGAGCCCACGUGCUUCGGCUACUUCUGCCGCUCGUGCUGGUCGUGGCAGCACAGCAGCAACAAGCACCAGCCCCUCACGCGCCACUCCAAGAGCGGCGCCCCGCCCGCCGCCGCCCGCGCGCUCAUGUCGUCGCCCACUGAACAUGGCUCCUUCAAUGGCAUGUGCACUUCCACUAAUGACGGUACACCAAGCCCCGCGACAAGUGGUACCAGUACCAGCGAGGAGGCGAGCGGUGGAGGGGAGGAGGCGGCUGAGGGGGGCGGCGGAGGGGCGUGGCCUCAGUAGCCCCCGCCCUCCUGUUGUCGACCCGCUAUUAAGUUCGGCGCUUCGCCAACAUUAAGCUUACUCAUCUGAUUUUUGUAAGUACUCGAAUAUGCGUUGUAAGGUCAAUUUAUAAAUUCUGAUCCUGCGCAGGUUUCUUGUGUAAUAGUUUUCAUUUGAAGGUUUGAAAGGACGCUGUCGCAUAUUCGAGUAUUGUAACCGAGUUCAAUUAUUUUUUUAUUGUUAUUCCAGUUGAUUCGUUUGUUUUUGUUAAUUAUUUCUUAUUUUGAUGUUUUAAUAUCGUUUUUUUUCAUCACACGUGUGAUUUUUUGCAUUAAUUUGUUAAGCAAUUUUAAAAUUGUUAUACUAUUCACUAAACUACAAUUUUAUCAUGAAAUAUUUGAUAUUGUAAUACGCCAUCAGCGUAGAGAUGUUCCUUAGACAAUUUUACGUACGUGCCUACUAGACUUACGUGGUUUUAAUCAAUUUUAAUGUGCCUACUAGUACAGCCCCAAGAGCGCUAUAAUUUUAAACAUUUUAAAUGGGCUUUUAAAAUGUAAUCAUGUGAUUUUAACAUUUUAGGAAAUGUUCAUAAUCUAAUAUGAAAUGUUGAUUUUUAUCUCUAAUCGCUUGUUUGAUUUUAAACUAUACAAAAUAUACGGUUAUUGCGAA
Molecule: messenger RNA, 2293 nt
Organism: Helicoverpa zea (corn earworm)
Lineage: Eukaryota; Metazoa; Arthropoda; Insecta; Lepidoptera; Noctuidae
Gene: orb
Product: cytoplasmic polyadenylation element-binding protein 1-B
Exons: 12
Coding region: 176-1645 (489 amino acids)
Biological process (GO): negative regulation of cytoplasmic translation
Cellular component (GO): cytoplasm; neuron projection; nucleus
Molecular function (GO): mRNA regulatory element binding translation repressor activity; mRNA 3'-UTR binding; translation factor activity, RNA binding
Source: RefSeq, a predicted model, not a curated record